This is a messenger RNA of Hepatospora eriocheir, 147 nucleotides long. The record is from the annotation of a GenBank genome assembly. NCBI's taxonomy places the organism in Eukaryota, Fungi, Microsporidia, Hepatosporidae.
AUGGUUGCAACAGUUAUUAUAUUGAUUGCAAAAACCGUAUUUUACCAGUUGUUAUACGCAAUUGAUUGCAACAAUUAUUCAUAUGGUUGCAAAAAAUAUGAUAUUGAUUGCAAAAUUACAAAAAUUACAGUUGAAUUAUUCAAUUGA